Messenger RNA from Scleropages formosus (Asian bonytongue), 3228 nucleotides. RefSeq names its product target of myb1 like 2 membrane trafficking protein a (gene tom1l2a). The coding region runs from base 49 to 1656 and encodes 535 amino acids. Gene Ontology annotation, cellular component: membrane; endosome. Gene Ontology annotation, biological process: signal transduction. The transcript has 16 exons. NCBI's taxonomy places the organism in Eukaryota, Metazoa, Chordata, Actinopteri, Osteoglossiformes, Osteoglossidae. Gene Ontology annotation, molecular function: phosphatidylinositol binding; ubiquitin binding; clathrin binding. The record is from RefSeq and is a predicted model, not a curated record.
CUGUUCUUGUGACUUACCAGUCAGCUGGAAUUGUUUGUUGUCACCAAGAUGGAGUUUUUAUUGGGGAACCCGUACAGCACCCCGGUCGGCCAGUGUAUAGAAAAGGCCACAGAUGGCUCGCUGCAGAGCGAAGACUGGACCCUCAACAUGGAGAUUUGCGACAUCAUCAACGAGACUGAGGAGGGCCCCAAGGAUGCCAUCAGGGCUGUGAAAAAGAGGCUGAAUGGGAAUAAAAACUACCGAGAGGUGAUGCUGGCACUAACAGUGUUGGAGACAUGCGUGAAAAACUGUGGUCACCGCUUUCAUGUCCUUGUUGCCAACCGGGACUUCAUCGAUGGUGUUCUUGUUAAGAUCAUCUCCCCUAAAACCAACCCGCCGGCUAUAGUGCAAGACAAAGUCUUGGCCUUAAUCCAAGCCUGGGCAGAUGCUUUCAGGAGUAGUCCAGAUCUGACAGGCGUGGUCCACAUCUAUGAGGAGCUGAAGAGGAAAGGAGUUGAGUUCCCGAUGGCCGACCUUGAUGCGCUGUCUCCCAUCCACACACCUCAGAGGGGUGUCCCUGAGGUUGACCCAGCCACCCACAAGUACAAGGCUGCCCCAGCCCCCCACCACACAGGCACCGUUCCCCUGGUCUCCUCUGCCGUCCCGCCCACGCACAACAACCCGCAGAUUCCAAACCUGCAGAUGUCUGGCUCAAUUAAUGUCAAUGCUGAACAGAUUGCCAGGCUGCGAAGCGAGCUGGAUGUUGUGCGUGGCAACGCCAAAGUAAUGUCUGAGAUGCUCACAGAAAUGGUGCCCGGACAGGAGGACCCAUCAGACCUUGAGCUCCUGCAGGAGCUGAACCGUACGUGCAGGGCUAUGCAGCAGCGAAUUGUGGAGCUCAUCUCACGUGUUUCAAAUGAGGAAGUGACUGAGGAACUACUGCAUGUCAACGACGACCUCAACAACAUAUUCCUGCGGUAUGAGAGGUAUGAGCGAUACCGGUCAGGCAGAGCUGCUCAGAGCGCCAAUAAUGGGGUGCUCAGUGAGGCCACAGAGGACAACCUGAUUGAUCUGGGGCCAGGUUCUCCAGCCGUAGUGAGCCCCAUGGUUGCUGCUGUCCCUGCUACCUCCACCACAGCCACCUCGCUCUCGACGCAGCUUGCUGGACUUGAUGUGGCUGGCGACAGCGUGAGUGGGACCCUGAGCUCUUUGACCAGCUGCAACCCCCCGGAUGACUUUGACAUGUUCGCCCAGACCAGAGGCAGCUCUCUGGCUGACCAGCGCAAGAACGUGAAGUAUGAAGACCCACAAGCUCUUGGUGGCCUGGCCUCGGCACUGGAUGUCAGACAACACAACACUGCAGGGCGACGGUUAAAGGGUGCUAACGCAGAAUUGGAGCCAAUAGACAGCUGGCUUAUUACCCAAGGAAUGGUCCCUGUCGAGCAGUCCUCUGUCAUGGAUGACAUAGAGGAGUGGCUCUGUACCGACGUGAGAGGUGACAUGGCUGACGAAGGCGUGACAAGUGAAGAGUUUGACAAGUUCCUAGAAGAGAGGGCCAAAGCUGCAGAAACAAGUUUACCGUCGCCACCUAGUGGAGAGCCGACUGCGCCCACGAGUGCUCCCACCGGCAGCCGCAAGAAAGCCGAGCGAUCCGAAGAUGCCCUGUUUGCCUUGUAGGAUUACCUGAGCAAACUUGGAUGCCCUCGCAUCUGAGCCCAGCCUCUGACCCCCCAAGCACACAGAACAUCCCCCAAUCCUGCCAUGUAGCCCCAUAUAUGUACAACUGCUGUACAGGCCCAGCUUAAUCAUGCCUCGCAAGGGGGAGCACAGGUACAAGUUGCCAUGCACCAGUCAGCAUUCUGAUCUCAUCUGAUCUCACUUUCUUUUUUAAAACAUAUGAUUUUAAUUUCAUGUUAACACUGUGGAAAGGGUGGGGGAAUCUACCCUGUUUUAGUCUCCCAAGUCAAAUAUCAGUAGAACUAUUCAGCAAAAGCAGCUUAUCAGUUAACACCUGUAAACGACAUGCUCCUAUUAGGAAAUCAUUUAAUGCACGGUUGUACUUUUAUUCUGUUCACUUUUUCUAAUUUAGUCAUUUUUCUGUGUUCCUGCUAACUGCUCUUCACCACUGCGUUUGCAAAGAGACUGAUGUUUCUUCAGUGGCUACAACCAGGAAAGUGUUCAGCUGACCAUUUUCUGUGCCUGUGUGCAUCUUUGUGUGUGUAUGUCUGCGAUGACCGAGAGUGAUGAGGAACGGGAGUUAGACCUACACCUGACCGCACACGCUCACAUCAGAUUGUGUUCGCAAAAGGACAGUUAAAAACUUGAGCACAGGCUUUGCUUUCCUUUCUGUUUCUGUCACCAUGUACCAGCACUCACCCCUGUCCGUCCCUGUCGCAGCAUUUGGUAUUGUACAGGUGUAAAUAAUCUUGAAGAUGCCUUUGCUGCCGUUUCACGCAUUCAGAGGUGUUUUUGUGUCCCUUGUGAGAAACAUGGGGCAGUUUGGACGUGCUUUAUGUCUGGCUGCAAAUCUAUCCCUCUAUGUCUCUUGGGUCAUCCACAUGCCAGAUGUGAAAUGAUGAAACCAUUUAAUUACUUUUUUGACAGACUGUGUUUUAACAACAGAAUAACUGAGGUGGAUUUGUUAUGUUAUUUAAAGUAUUUUAGUCAUUUGUUAGAGUAAAAUCCCCCUUUUAAGUGUUUCGUUUAGCUGCUUUAUUAGAAUCAUUUUCAGUAUUAGCAAUAUGUCUCUUGUGUUCAUAAUGUGCUGUGUGUGGUAAAGUGGGAAUUGGUUUCUCUUACAUGGACAAGUUGUCUGUACUUCAGUCCAUUUUUUUUGAUAAAGCUUACUUAAAACAAAUACCCUGAUAAUGAAUAUUGCCAUAAAUAAGAAACUGACCCAAAUCAUGACAAUAAAUAAGGCAAAGAAUGUAGGAAAGGAAAAAAUGCACUGAAAUUUAAUCAACUAUUGUGUAUAGUGUCAUUUGAAAGCUUUAUUUUACUGACAGUUUUUUUUGCCUGUAUACAUAGUUCUGUAUAUACAUAAGGAAGCUUAUUGAACAAGUGUACAGUUAUAGCAGAAUUAAAGUGGAAGUUGUUCAUGAACUGUUUCACUGAACUGCCAGCUGUUCCCUUCAUCAUUCCAUUUUUAUAAUUUAACAAUUUCUUCACAUAUUUAAUGGAAAAAUUAAGAAGUCCCCUGCUAUACAUUAAUUUCUAAAAUGUCGUUAUUCAGUAAGUUUUUUUUUUUUU